This is a messenger RNA of Austrofundulus limnaeus, 3252 nucleotides long. RefSeq names its product serine/arginine repetitive matrix protein 4 (gene marchf1). Lineage: Eukaryota; Metazoa; Chordata; Actinopteri; Cyprinodontiformes; Rivulidae. The transcript is spliced from 8 exons. Bases 499 to 2175 code for a protein of 558 amino acids. Gene Ontology annotation, molecular function: zinc ion binding. The record is from RefSeq and is a predicted model, not a curated record.
GUGUAAGCCUAUUAGCUGCACCCUUGGUCAGAGGAGGAGAUUGGGGUUAGUCUAAGCCCUAAUCCUUGUGGGCCUUAUGCUGGUUGUACAGCAAGAACAACAAAAUCCUGGCUCCACCCCUUCAAGGCCGACACAGAUGCUGCACAGACAACGCCUGUCACAACAUCACUCAUAUUUCCUUUUCCCCGCUGUUUUCUUCCCCGCUCAGCUCCGUCUCAGCUCCUCCACGCCCGUCUGUGUCUCAGCAGGAGAGCGGAGGCGUGGGAGGGAGGAGAGGGUUGUGGUGCCCACCAGCUUCGGAGCUGUCGUCUUGUUGCCACGGUGAUCCACAUCGCUUCCUUUCCCCCCACCUCUCCGUUGCUUUUGAUGAUCCGGAUCGGGCAGAUAAGAGUCCGGAAGUGGCGCCUGGUUUCUCCGAUGAGCAGCCUGCGGGUGGGACAGAGGACUGGAAGGGGCGGCGGGAUGGGGAUGCUGUGGGAGUAGCUGGGAAACGGCAGCAUGCCAGUACAGCAGAUAACUGUGGUUCCAGCAAGAGAGACAACAGGCAAGAGCGUGCCUCGUACCAAAGACAAAAAUGAGGGAAGGAAGGCACCUGGACGCUCAGGGAGUCGGUCCAGCAACAUUUCCAAGGCCAGCAACUCUGGAGUCACCACAGCCUCUGGGACGUCGAUAACAACGUCUGCUCAGGACAUAUGCAGUCCUGGCCAGCUGAUCCAUUUAGAGGAGGAUGCUUCUGAGUCAGUCGAGCACAUAAGGCACACAAACAGUUCCUCCACAAUGACCAUCAGCGCUACGGCUCUGGGCUCCUCGGCCCAGGCUCAGAAAAAGCAGGUGAAGAGACGCCACCGCCGCAAGAGGAGCAACUGCGCCUCCUCCGAUUGCGCGGAGGCCAACGGCAAGCAGGAGCAGAGCGACCGCAGCCUCAGCUCGGACCGAAGCGAGCUGGAGGAGAGGAGGGAGCAUUCCCACAAGAACCGCAGGGAACUACCGCCUCGCCUCCGAUGCUCGGGUGCCCUGCAGUCCGACUCCUCCUCCGAGGAGGAGGAGGCGCGGCGCGAGGCUCGCAGUUGGAGCAAAGAGAAAGCACGGAGAGCCCGCAGGGAGAAGGAGGCAACGAAUGGCUGUAGGGCCAGAGAAAGUAAAGCUGACGUGAUGGAGCUGCUGUCGGUGGAUUCAAACGAAGGGAAGGACAAUCGCCCUCUGGUGGAGGACAGCAGUGGCCUCCAAAAGCGCCGCAACGUCAGGGGCUCGAAGAGGAGAGGGCCUGCUGCUUCCCACAGGGAGAGAUCACAGAGCAGAGACACUGAGAAGAAGAGCUCCAAGACGAGGAGCACCUCCGCGGCAGAGAACGGGGAGGAACUCAUCACCAAGAAAUACCAGGAGAAGGGGUCAGGAGAUGGAGACAUGUCUGUGCCCAUGCCACAGAAACACUGUGGUGUGAACGGGGGCGCACUUAGACCCUGUUCAGAGGACUCUGAGCUGGAGGUCUGCAGGAUCUGCCACUGUGAGGGGGACGACGAGUGCCCUCUGAUCACGCCCUGUCACUGCACCGGGAGCCUGAGUUUCGUCCAUCAGGCCUGCCUCAACCAAUGGAUUAAAUCCUCAGACACCCGCUGCUGCGAACUCUGCAAAUACGACUUCAUCAUGGAAACUAAGCUCAAACCUUUGAGCAAGUGGGAGAAGCUGCACAUGUCGAAGAGCGAGAGGAGGAAGAUCUUCUGUUCGGUGUUGUUCCACCUGAUCGCCAUCGUGUGUAUGUUGUGGUCCGUCUACAUCCUGGUGAAGAGAACCACAGAAGAGAUCCGACUGGGGAGGAACGACGAGUUUUGGAGAGUUUCUCUUCUGAAGUACUAUUCCCCGCAGGGUGUGCUGGAGUGGCCCUUCUGGACCAAGCUGAUUGUGGUGGGUAUUGGCUUCACAGGCGGCCUGGUCUUCAUGUACAUCCAGUGUAAAGUGUACCUGCAGCUGUGGCGCCGCCUCAAGGCCUUCAACCGCAUCAUCACCGUGCAGAACUGCCCCGAGAAGAACCUGCACAGCUCCCAGGCCCGGCCCAGCGCCCUCAGCAACGGCAAGCACGAAACCAUCGAGGUGCCACUCACGCCUGUCCGCGGCGCGGCUCCAGCGGCCCAGAUGGACUCAGACAUGUCCGUGGAGGCUGCGGUGGCACCGGUCUGACGGAUUCUCCCGCAAGCCGACUCAGCAUUUUAUCGGUCCUCUCGACUCCUGCGAUCAUCGAUGUUUAGGAUGAGAGUCGACAGAUGCUGAGAACUGAUCCAGUUCUUCGGUGAUCCUGGGAACGCGGAGAAACGGGCAGGGGAGGCAGCGCCAAGAAAAUAAAAGCCAGCAGCUAAAUGAAGGUGUGGAUGAGCGGUACUGAUGUCAUUUUAUUUAUGCACUUUUUAAAACCUGCACUGACACAAGUUAAAGAUGUGAAAAACCUUUCGAUGAAACGUCUCAGUAUGCUUCAAACUUCACGACCCGAGUUUAAAGAAAACUUUUGUUUCCAUCGAUGAGUCAGACACUGAGCACCUCACUGCACUUUAAAACGAUUUGAAACAUGUUUCAUAUUCUUAUAAAUCUCAUACUUGCAUAUUAAACCCCUCCACUUUGCUUUAAUCUUACCCUUUUUUAUAAGCUUUUACAUAAAGAUAUAUUAUUUAAAACAUGGGGGGUGCAGUGGAUACAUCUUUUUUCCACAACAAGCAUUUCUUUAGUGCCCAAGAAAAGUCCAAAUAGGUAAUUGUGUGUAGGUUUUGUGACUUGUGAGAUCCUCCUUGAUGCUGUAGAAAACAACUGAAAAGCACUUUUCCUGAAGCAUACUGAAGCCUUGAAACAUCUCUGGACAGUCAGGUUUUCAGACACCAAAGACUCAGUUAUUAGAAGUAGAUCUUUUAAACUAAAUCUGAAAUCUAAUUCUGUAAUACAUAAAAUCUGAUGAGGUUUUUAAUAUUUAUUAAAGUAGAACAUUUGUUGAUUUAUUUAUGUUUUAAUCUGGAUGUCAGUAACAAUGUUACCAAUACAUGUUUUACGUUUAGAUUGUAAUCGUGUUCAUCUCAGCUCAGUACACUAACACAGACAGUUGUUUAUGUUUACUUUUCUGCAGGUUUAUUUUCCUGUCUGAUCACAGAACAUACGGUUUCUCCUGGUUUUAAUCCAAAACAUUAAAGGUUUUUAUUUUUGGUUCAGAUUGGACAUGACUCGAAUUCAAAGCAUCACUUGUUUGUGCAAUAAAUAAUGAAUGUAGAACCUCAA